AUGGACGUAAACGCGAAUGCGCCUAUAACCCGGAUCCCCCCUGAGCUGCUUGGCGAGAUAUUUGGGCAUUGUACGGCAUUCUGUCCCGACGCUCCUGUUGUUCUCUCAGCAGUCUGCACAUCCUUCCGCGACGUCGUCCAGCGAACCCCGCCGGUGUGGACUCGUCUGCGUAUAUCUGUUCGGCAGUCCCCGAACGAGCGGGGCCGAAACGCCGCCAGGGAGAAGGGAGCCAGCAAAGCAGCGUUGUGGUUUGCCAUGGCCCGCAACUGUCCAUUGAGCCUGUACGUCGUGCUGAACGGUGUCGAGGCGGAACCACAGCUAGCGACGGCUGACGAUCACAACGCCUAUUUCUCACGAAUUCCGUGCAUCAAUGUCAUUCAAGCGAAUACUCCGCAAAUCCAAGCCUUAUCAAUCCGGACGUCCUCGGAGGACGUUGCCCACAAGUUUCUCCACUUUCUGUACCCGCCGUCGCUGCACUGUUCUUCUCUGCGGCGGCUGAACAUCAACGUGUUCCCAGAUGCCCCGUUGACCCCGUCGUUGUCGCGGCCGCAUGUCGCAGCGCCCCCUCCACAUAUCCUCCCGCUCCCGGCCCUCUCCAGCCUGCGCUCUCUCAAGCUAACAAACCACUCCUUUCCUUCCCCCGUUUCCUUCAGCACGCUUGAAAGCUUGACAAUUGUGCGCCCGCUGAGAGCAACCCCUAUCAACGCAUCAGACAUCCUGCGCUGUCUCCACGCCAAUCCCUCUCUCGUAGACAUACACAUCGAUUGUCGAAUAUCAGAGCCAGACGACAUCACUACAAGUCCUAUUCACAAAACAGCUACCACAUCAUCAGAUGACGAUGCCAACGAGGACCGCGCCGUCACGGCCCUUCCUCGUAUCUUCUCCCUCCCUCUUGUCACCCACCUCUCGCUCCGUGGCAAUCACCUCCCUCUCCUUCUCAAUGCCCUCGUGCUACCAUCGCUCACAGCCCUCACUCUGGAUGACCUAGAUGGCAAAAACCCUGCCCACCACCUCGGCGCAACGCUCCGUGGCCUCCUUAUCCGCAGCGCACUCGCUACCUCGCACGGCAGGAUCAACAUAACAUCCCUCAGCCUCACCAACGCAUGCAUGUUCACGCAUGUCGUUGAUCAUCAUGCUCAUGGAGACCAUGGAGAUCGAGGCUGGGACGCCGAUGGCGACGAGAUCCCGGUGUGGCAGUGGUGCUUUUCGAGGAUGGAGAGUCUGGAAGUCCUUUCGGCGGGGAACACGGAUGGUGAUGAACAUGUGGGAUUGUUGCAUCUCCUUGCGGAUGCCAGCAGCCAUAUGCCUUCACUCGAGGAAGACAUCGCGGCUCGUACGGGCGCGGCGGAAGGCGAGACACCUGACAGAAGUAUCAGCAACGCCUCUGGCAACGCCAAUUCACCCACUCACCCCCUCAACACCACCUCCACACCGACGCCACGACACUUCAUCUGCCCGAACCUCAAAACCCUGAAACUCUCCUCCCCAUACCCAUACCCUCCCAUCCCCUCAUCCUCCAUCCAAAACCUCAAAUCCGCACGCCCCUCCGUUCAGAUCGAGCUGCUCACACCCAAUAGUCCUGCUCAUGGCGUUAACGGCGUUACCAGCAUCAACAUAAACCCGAAUUCGCUGUCCUAUCAGCCCAACGCGCUCGCUUCGCGUCUGUUCCCCGAUAGAUUCUUGCCUUUGCUGCCAUUGGCCGAUCCCACCUCCGCAUCGGACCCAUCGGGGGGAGGUAAACCCACCCAAUCGCAAUCGCCAUCACAGCGAUCGCCUUCGGACUUGGCGUUCACCGGUGGGAUGGGAUUCGGAUCAACGUUCGAUAGGCGCAGGAAGAUGGUCAGAUCGCAGACUGAUAAGGGCCCGGAGACGCACCCGGCCAACACGUUUAAAGCGAGGAGGAUUGGACUGUCUUCGCCGAAUAAUAGGACGUGUACGGAGCCGGUCGUUAUGUCGCUCCUACCUGGAGAUGAGAAUCUCUGGUAG
Molecule: messenger RNA, 1986 nt
Organism: Pleurotus ostreatus (oyster mushroom)
Lineage: Eukaryota; Fungi; Basidiomycota; Agaricomycetes; Agaricales; Pleurotaceae
Exons: 1
Coding region: 1-1986 (661 amino acids)
Source: RefSeq, a predicted model, not a curated record